Messenger RNA from Botrytis byssoidea, 2970 nucleotides. RefSeq lists its product as uncharacterized. The record is from RefSeq and is a predicted model, not a curated record. Bases 2155 to 2595 code for a protein of 146 amino acids. The transcript has 3 exons. Lineage: Eukaryota; Fungi; Ascomycota; Leotiomycetes; Helotiales; Sclerotiniaceae.
CGCCAAGUAGAACAUCAGCAUCAGAAUUCAAUACAACUCAAAGUGUGCCAAAACAACUAGCUCGAAUCACAUUUCUAAAAAUUUGGAUCAAAUUUCUCUUAUCCUUUACAAGCAAAAGACAAUUUGCGCGAUUAUACCAUGCCUCUUGCGCCUCACAAUAGAGAUGGGCCAGCGCCCACCUACUUUCAAGAGCAAUUUGAAAUCCUUACAGAAUUUUGGUCGAAAGACUUGAGGCUCUUAAAGCAAGGGAAAAAGACUAGUCAUUGUUUCCCUGAUGUCAAUCUCGUGUGUGCUGAGUUGAUACAGCACGAUGGCUACUCGAGUGGUGAUAAGCUACGUAUCAAUUCGUUUCAAGUUUGUGUGCAUCUCAAAUAAGUUGAUUCGUCGCCGAGGGAAACACCUGCAGAUUCUUUCGGUUUCGAAUCAUACCUUGAGUGUCAUUGAGGGCCAAAUGCUUGCAAAAUCACAUCGUACCUCGGUCAUGCCCAAUCGAUUUUCUGGUCCCUGCAGUACAAAGAAAAUGCGAGUUCGAAUUUUGGUUGAAUUAUGGUUGACACUCUCAUCAGCGUUCGAACUAUCAAUAUUCUCUCCUUCUACGAUCGUUCUUUACUCUCAUACUGACAAUUGUAGAUGCUUUGCCUUCGCCUCAUUACAACGUGUGAAGUUUCACCGACUUUUGGCAGCAACGAAUGCGAAGAGUCAAUAGAAAUCUGAGUCUUGAUAACUGUACAGAUUCAAAUUGUGUACUACUCGUGGUUUAUAUUUCGAGUCCAAAGACUCGAUACAAUUUGUUCAAUCUCUACAACAAUGUGGUAGAUUGCUUCAGGAGGGCUAUGUAAAGUUUCGAAUUACUCGGUUUCAAAUGGAUAUGUCGGAUAUCCUGGAUACAAGAAACACGAAUGUCCACAUGAGUGGUAUUGGGCAACUUGCAAAAAUUUCUAUAAUUGCAAAGUAAAGACGAUUGAGGCUGAAAUACUAGCCCUGAUUCACCAGUGCUAGCUUUUCAAUAGCAAUUCUUACACAGCAGCUGAUCGGCACGUUCGAGCGUUUAUGUUGCUUUAGUGGUCACUCGGUCCGUGCCGUUAACCACUGCAACCUCAAAGUUAGCUUGGGCAAGCGAAUAUAUUCUGGUGUACAUCUUGGAAUGCACCUAUUAAGGAUCUUCAUGCAAGACGCACGGGGAUUCCGACUUCCCACUGAUGUAAGGCCUUCGUGACGACAUACAUUCGACAUUGGCGAAAGAUGCGAGGAUAUGAACAACUAGAAUUUGUGGCUAUGCACUCGCAGAAUGAUGCUAUCCAAGGCCAUCCUUGAAAUUCAGAACCACAAGCACCAUCCACAACACAGCCUCUCAUUUUAACCGAUAGUGUGGAGUUUUCAAAAGAUGUGAAUGCUGUAUCACUAUCAUUGAGCAAAAGACUUUUGAUCUCAAGAGGCUCAAGUUGUCAAUCACACGGUAUUGCGGCAAGGCUAUUCACCGACUCUGAUCGCCAUGAUCUUGUCGCGAUAUAUUUUUUAUAGAAAAUCUUUGCUACCUCAUUCGAUGAUACUAUACAGAUUCGCAAUUUUCCGUCCAUUUUGUAAGAUGGAUGGAGUAAUGUUGAUUGCAGCCGUCAUACCCCCCACUUUCAGGCCGGAAUGACUGGCAUAAUAAGGCACUGUUACACCAAGCGAGAAAGCUGCUCUCUCCUUACCAACAACUUGGAUGUUAUUACGAGUUUCCAGACUUUUCAGUCCCUCAUGACUCCCAACACAUUGACACCAAGAAGGAUCAUUUACAUGGUAACAUACAUCUCAUACCAUGAAUUUAUGAGGGAGAAUUGUCAUAUAGUGCAAUUAGCCGAGUGAGAUCUUUCCCCUGGUAGGGGCUGAGUGUACAUCUACUUCCGGUCACCAAAGAUUUUGGAUACACCGCAACGUUCAAAGCUCUGCUGCUGAUGUGCCACACUUCCAUCUACGACGAUGUUUUCUUCGAGACGUGGGGUUCGCCAACUCAUCUAGCAGACAUAAGCCAUUGCGGCUGUCAGGACAUUGCAAAUGUAAAGAAUCAAGGUACAAGUAUAAGUCUCUCCUAUCGUUGACGGCAUACAAGUCAAGCUCUGAUAAACAAGCUCUUAAGUCAUCUCACACUUUUUAAUAAUACUAGAUACUGAAAUGUUGGGCGCUGAUAAUAUUAUCGAUAUAACUUUUGGUGUUACAAGCGUCAUCCUCACGAUGAUAACUAUUUACUUGAUGUGUAAAAAUCAGAAGUCUAGAGUUCCAGAACUUGAUAUCGAGCAAGGCAGAGAUUUGAAACUCAAUCCAAUUAUACCAAAUCCUGAUCCAGUUUCUACUCCUUCGUACUUUGACUUGCGAUCAUUGCCUACAUUGAACCAAGCCGUUGUACCAUUUCCAGUUGCCCCACACCCAGAUAUUUCACCCAGCACGCCAUCUUAUCAGACUGCUUCUGAAAUUACACUUGCACGGCAUCAAAUUCCUGAGCAGAAUGUACAGUCCUUUCCUAUCACGACGGAUAUAGCUACAGUACCAGAUAUUCCUGGUUCUCACACUUACUACCACUCACUCCAUUCUUUUUUUCUAAAUGAGAGUGGAUAGUCUUGAUUCGAAUGUUUGCGUUAUAUUAGCAACAAACUGGUGAAUUUGGCGUUUAUUAUCUAUUGAGUUGCAUUAUAGGGAGUUGAGAUAUAGGCUCGCGCCAGGAUACCCAUAUGAUAGUAUACGAAAUGGAGUUGUGAUUACGUUGUUUGUGGUGAUUGGAUUUGAAAUUUGGAUGCAGGGGGUACCUACUUUAAAUUUAUUUUCUUUCGUUUUGGAGCACAGGAUUUGGAAAGGGAUAGAGAAGAGGGCGAAGAUAGAAUGUAUUCAAAAGAGGACGAGAUGAGGUGUGGCAGGGGAUAUGUAUAUCAGGGAAUUGAAAACUGCGAAUUUUUCAGACUUCAGUGAAAUGUUUUCCGGAUGUAUAUUGACAAG